Lithohypha guttulata is the source of this 1278-nucleotide messenger RNA. RefSeq lists its product as uncharacterized. Gene Ontology annotation, cellular component: mitochondrion. NCBI's taxonomy places the organism in Eukaryota, Fungi, Ascomycota, Eurotiomycetes, Chaetothyriales, Trichomeriaceae. Bases 1 to 1278 code for a protein of 425 amino acids. The transcript has a single exon. Gene Ontology annotation, molecular function: alcohol dehydrogenase (NAD+) activity; metal ion binding. The record is from RefSeq and is a predicted model, not a curated record.
AUGUUUUCCAACGCGCCUCGUCGUCUUAAAGCGAUUGCAGACUCAUUGACCACACACCUACCGCUACCGCAGAGACAGAUACGCAAUAAGUCAAGCAAAGCCAUGGAGUCCUCUUUAGACCCCCUGGUUGGCUUGUACAAGCCCAAUCAGCUAAAGGGUCUGUAUUACGGCUCUGGCACUGUCAAGGAUCACUUACUGUCGUGCCUUCCUUCAGAGACUUCCAAAGCUUUUAUCGUUACCGGGGCUUCUCUUGCGAACAAGACACCACUGAUUAAACAGAUUGAGGAGCUUUUGACAUCGAAGCACCAUGCGGGCACGUUCUCCAACAUUAAGGAGCAUGCUCCAGUCGCACAACUUGACGAGGCGACGUCGAAAGUGCAAGAGGAUUCGUCUAUUGACACCAUAAUCUCAGUUGGUGGUGGCAGUCCGAUUGACUCUGCCAAAGCUAUUUCGUACCGUGUGAACGAGAAGUCUGGACACUUUCUCACACAUAUUGCCAUACCGACCACACUGAGUGCAGCAGAAUGCACAGCUCUUGCGGGGUACACCAAGGAAGAUGGCGUAAAGACAGGUAUUGCUCAUCCGAAUGUGUACCCUAGCUAUAUCUUGUAUGAUAGUACCUUUGCUCUGCAUACACCACCAUCGUUGUUUGCAAGUACUGGCAUUCGAGCACUGGAUCAUGCUGUCGAGUUACAGUACCAUCCUACCGCAACGCUCAUGCCAUGCCAGUGGCUUUGUUUGCUGUCAAUCAGAGCACUAUUCGAGCACUUGCCAGAGUACAAGGCCAAUCCAAAGGACGAGCAGGUCAUCACUAGGCUUUUCUUGGCUGCAUACGCAAGUCUUGGCUUUCUGGGAGGAAAUAUGAAGGGAGGACUAGGACUUAGUCAUACUAUGGGUUACGCCCUCGGCUCGCCAUAUGGCAUACCUCAUGGCGUAACAUCCUGCAUGACCCUGGGACAUGUGGUGAAACUGAAGGCAAAAGGUGAUCCGAAAGAUGCAGCUGCUGUAGCAGGCAUACUGUCAGUACUUCCACCCAAGUAUGGUGCUCAACCCAGCGGCGAUCAUGUAAAGGACGCUGAAGUGGUUGGAGAUGCCAUAUUGAAACUGGUUGAAGAGCUCGGCUUCAAGACCACCUUGACAGAAAAAGGAGUCAGCAAGGAACAGAUUGACACCAUCGUUGCCAGAGCCACAGGUGGGCUGUCAGGCAAGGAAGGCCAGAGUGAGAAGGAGCAAAGAACGGUGGCGGGUGUUAAACAGAUGGUGGAGAGUCUAUACUAG